This is a messenger RNA of Dendrobium catenatum, 5543 nucleotides long. Its product is annotated as pentatricopeptide repeat-containing protein At1g22960, mitochondrial. The transcript has 3 exons. Lineage: Eukaryota; Viridiplantae; Streptophyta; Magnoliopsida; Asparagales; Orchidaceae. The coding region runs from base 135 to 2297 and encodes 720 amino acids. The record is from RefSeq and is a predicted model, not a curated record. Gene Ontology annotation, molecular function: protein binding.
CUGACGCCUCCGGCUACCCAGCCUCUGUGGCGGCUUCUCCACCACUUUCAGCUCAAACCCCUGCUACUCCUUCUCAUGGCGAGAAGGAGAAGGAAGAGCUAACACUCUCCAUUCCUCAGCUCCAACCGCUUCCCAUGCUCUUCCCCGCCCGUUCCUGCAAAACUCUUUCAUCAAUCUUCGUUGGCUUCUCCUUUCCAAAGGUGCGUUCUUCGUUCUUCUCUCCUCUUCUCCACCACUCUCAUAAGCCCUUCUCCAAGCUCCUCACCGAGAAGCCGCAAUUCGAUUCCCUAAUUUUAGGAAUCCUCAAAUACAAUCCCCACGCCUUCACCUCCGGCUUCCGUGCUCCUGCCCGCCUCAAGCCUCUGAUCUCCGACCGACACCUUUUCCUCUGCACCAUUCAUUCCAUCGGCAACCAGCCUCGCGUCGCUCUGCGCUUCUUCCGCUGGGCCGAGCGCCAGCCCGGCUUCCACCGAUCGGAGAUCCCUUUCUGCGCCGUGCUCGAGAUCCUCGCCGACGCCGGGCUCAUGAAGGCUGCAUAUUCCGUUGCUGACAGGGCUUUGAGCUUUGGUCUACAUGGAAUCGUCGACCUUUUGAUCGGAAAGUAUGUGAAUUCGGACGUUACUAUAAAGCUACUUAAUCUGCUUUUAUGGAUGUACACCAAGUGUUCGAUGGUCGAACGCGCAUUGUCAACCUUUCGUAAGAUGAUGGACAAUGGUUUCUUGCCGGAAAUUAAGAACUGCAAUCGGAUUCUUAGGGUAUUGCGGGACGGGAACAGGUGGUCUGAAGUCAGAGCAGUUUAUCACGAGAUGGUCAAGGCAGGAGUGCAGCCUACUAUUGUUACUUACAACACAAUGCUUGAUUGUUACUGUAAGGAGGGGCAGGCUGAAGAGGCCUAUAUGCUUCUACUUGAUAUGGAGUUUAAGAAUUUCACUGGCUGCUUGCCUAAUGAUGUUACUUACAAUGUUGUGAUCAAUGGAUUAUCGAAGAAGGGUGAAUUGGAGAAGGCUGAGAAGUUGCUUGCGAAAAUGCAAAGUUCAGGGAAUGCUUCUUCUUACUCUUAUAAUCCACUGAUUAAUGCUUUGUUUAGCAAGGGAUUCGCUGAUCGAGCAUUGCUUUUUGAAAAUGAUAUGUUGGGAAGAGGAGUGGUGCCUUCUGUGACAACCUAUAAUACUAUAAUUUAUUGGCUUUGUAAGAUGGGAAAGGUAGAAGAAGCUAGGCGAAAGUUUACAGAGAUGGAAUCGAAUGGUUUGGUGCUGGAUGUGGUUUCUUACAACUCUUUGAUGUAUGGUUAUUGCCGUUUGGGGAAUGUAAUGGAGGCUCUUUCUUUGUUUGAGGAUUUGCGAAGAGCCCGAAUUGUUCCUACGGUGAGAACAUUCAAUAUAAUUAUCGAUGGUCAUUGCAGGUUGGGAGCUCUUGAGAAGGCUAGGAAGCUUAAAGAGUAUAUGAUAGAAUUUGGCUUUCACCCUGAUGUUUAUACUUAUACAAUCCUUGUGAAUGGGUCUUGCAAGACAGGGGAUCUUGCUAUGGCUAAAGGAUAUUUUGAUGAGAUGCUUCAUAAGGGACUUCAGCCAGAUUGCUUUGCAUAUGAUACAAGGAUAGCUUGUGAAUUGAAGCAUGGGGAGUUAUCUGGAGCUUUCCAACUGAGGGAGGAGAUGGUAGCUAGAGGUGUUUCGCCUGAUAUAAUCACUUAUAAUAUUUUACUCGACGGGAUUUUCCGGACAGGAGAUUGGGAUGAAGCUUACUGGUUGUGGAGGAAGAUGAUCAAUGAUGGAUUAGUUCCUGAUUGUGUAACAUAUACUUGCAUAAUCCAUGCCCUUUGUGGUAAAGGGCAUAUAGACAAAGCAAAAAAGGUUUUUGAUAGAAUGUUGUGCAAUAAUGUUUCUCCAUCAGUAGUAACUUAUACAGUACUGAUUCAUGCUUAUGCAAGCAAAGGAAGUUUUGGGAUAGCCUAUGAAUUCUUUGUUCAGAUGCUGCAGGAAAAUGUGCAGCCAAAUGAAAUAACUUACAAUGCUCUUAUAAAUGGCUUGUGCAGAACUAGAAAUGUUAGGUUGGCUUAUAGGUGUUUUUAUGAAAUGCAGGAAAGGGGGCUAAUCCCCAAUAAAUACACUUACACUUUGUUGAUAAAUUUAAGUUGUGAUUUAGGUUAUUGGGAUGAAGUAAAAAGGUUGUAUUGUGAGAUGCUUGAGAAAGGUAUUCUUCCUGAUUCUUGUACCUACAGUGUUUUGUUUAAGCAUGUAGGUGAUGAGCUCAAGGAUAAUACAGUUUAUUACCUGGAUAAUUAUGUGCUUGCUGGUUAAUUCGAUAACUUCGAAUGCCACAAUUUUGAAUGGACAUACUAGUGAGUGCAAGUGUUGCUUUCACUUCAGCCAACUCUUGCUCUUAGAAAAAGUGAUGAGUGGGUUUGUUCCUCCAGAGCGCUCGACAGAGAAUAAGGAGGUUCAGUGGUGGAUUUGGCCCUUCAUCUAGGCUUGCUAACAUGACUAUGGCUUCAUGAAAGUGGAAAAAGCAUAAAUUGCUGCACCACCUGCAUUGUGGCUUUAUUGCCAUGGAAAUGUUUCACAUGACAAAUAGAUAUUCAUCUACCAGAAUUGGUUAUCUCACAAUUAUUCACGAGUUGAGGGGAUAGUGGACAAUGGAGGAAGCUGGAAAAAGAUUAUGUUGGGCUUAUAAUACACUGAGUACGGGGUACAAUGAGUAAAUAAAGAGCCUAUUUAGCGCACAAGGAUUUUAUAGACUCCAGAAAAUGGAAUUGAUAUAUAGAGCCGUACCCGUGCUAUAUUAUAGAGGUAUUUUCUAUGAUUCGAACACAACUUGCAGUUGACAGAUAGGAUAUUAUGAUACAUUUAUAUAGUUAGUUGGCUUUAGGAUUGGAAUUUAUGACACCAACGAUGCUUGUGAUGUUCCAUGGUCUCAGAUUGCAACAUCUAUAUAAAGUUGCAGUCGUAUUUCACAUUAUAUGGGUUUACAUGAACUGAAAUCCAAUCCCUUUGCCUUUGGAUUAGUCACCUCAGGAAGAAGAGAGACGUCAAAUUUAGUUUGACAUUAAACUUUUCAAGUAAUUUUGGCUCAUAAACCUGUGAUUCUUUGGGCUUCAGAGAACAACAUUCUGUUUGCUCGCUACUUUGAUAUUUUUUGCUUACAAAUAACACAUUUGAUACAUAGUAUAGGUCUAUAGGAUUUGUGGAUCUCAUACCACUUAAUAUGCCAAAAAAUUGCUUUCAUUGAAUGUUCAAGCAAGAAAUACAAGAAUUGGUUCCAAAUAACAAUGUAAUGAUAAAAAAAAAUCAGAAAAAUCAAUGAAAAAUUCAAACCACAUAAGAUCAAUCCGUAAAUGGAAUUUAAUCACCACAAGUAGAAAUCCGGUCGCACCAAAUUUUAAUAAAAUAAAAUAAAUACUAUGAAGGAAAUAAUUCAACCAAGAUAACUUCUAGUUUUAGCUAGUCACAGUUGGACCACUUUGGAAGAAUAAUGUAUCUAUCUUGCACACAAAAGAUUGAAAUUGGAAGUAGAAAUUUUAUUAAAUUAGAUAUUUAAUUACAAGCCUUAGAAAGUCUAUUUAUUGACUUCUUAUCCUUAGGUCAGUUUAUGUGAUUGACAUAAGAUCAACUAGCUCAAAUACAUAUUGCCAUCAAAUUCCAUCUUUUUAUCCAAAUCUCACAUUAGAAGUAGAAAAAGAAAGACAUAUUCUUAGGCAAAAUCGACUUUGGUUGAAAAAAUUAUAGGUAAAGAAUAACUAGGUGCAUAAAGAAAUUGUAAUGCCCAAUUAACAACAAUGAUAGUCCCCUAAAAUAGAUUCCCUACGUGUAGAGGCAAUAGAGCAAUCCCCAAUUAGCGGCGCGACAUCGCACAUGAGUGUAGUGAAUAAGUAAUAGAGAAAAAUUAAGUAGCAACCUAAUAGUAGGGCCUCACAAAUAAUUUCUUUCAAGCGGCAACAAAACUACAAUUUUGAUAAAGUAGAAGGGGACAAUCUCACAUAAAUUUGCUAGGCUUGGAAAGAUUUAGCUCCAAUGAAUGACAUUUGAUACUUAUCAAGCAAAUUGGGACAUAAAUUUUGUGCUGACUAUGAAGUAAUUCAUGAGUUAUUAUAAGCAGGUCUAUCUCACCAGUAUGCAAGGUAUCUUUAGAAUCUACUAAUAGCAAUAGACAUAAACUUAUCAUCUUGAAUCGUUUUAGGAACUAACUGUAUGGAAUUAUUUAAUAGAGAAUUAGAUGCAAGUUGUGAAGGAGAUGGAAAGAUAGCAAAAUUUAUGGAUUUGAUAGCAGAUAUAUGAAAUAAGGUCAAAUCUAGCACAUUUAAAACUAGAUUAAUAUCAAAAUUUUCAUGAAUAUCUAAUUUGUAGGUGUUGGUUUUUGUAUAUUCUAUAGUUUUAGAUGAUUAUGUAUUUCCCACAUUUGAUUUCUUAAAUGUUUAUGAUGAAAACCUUUUUGAAUUUAAAAGCUUAAUAAUUAUGAUAAUUAAUAGUUAUUUUUCUAUGACAAUCAUGCAAGCAAUAUGAAGAAAGUAAUAAAAUGUUAAAAUACUAAUAUGUGUCAUAAGGAAUACUAAUAAUGACCUAUAACUAAUUCCUAGAAAAUAAAAUGCUAAUAAAAUUAGUACCAAAUAAACCAAAUAAUUUUGAUAUAUGCCUAUAUGCAUGGACAAACUCUUUAAAUAAAACUUAUCUAAAUGACUCAAAAAAUUAGUAUUGAUUGAUUACUCAUUUUAGUAUUUGACCAAAUGGAUGUAGUUUAAUAUUUCAAUUUUAUUUUAAAACAUUUACUAUUAAGAGUUUACAUAAAAUAAGUUUGUCAACAUUAAUGUAGAUGCAGAGUCACUCUCGUCAAAUAUAAAUUUAGAUUGUGACCAUAAAAUGUAUUUUGCAUCAAUGCACCCUCAAUAGAAUAUUCAUAAAUUAUAGUUUCUUCAAUUUGAUCAACAUUUAGUCGUAUGUAAUUCUUGUAUUAGUGCAUUUUUCAUAGGCUUUAGAUGAGUUGUUAUUGACUUUUUCUUUACGAAUUGGCAUAGAUGCAACAACCUAAAUAAAAUGCACAUAGCAUACCUUAAUACUUAUAGAUUUAUUAUUUAUAUAAGGCCUCACUUGUGCUUUCGAUGAAUUAUAUGUCCUUAACUCUCUCUUAAGACUUUUAAAAAUAAAAGUAGUGGUUAUAAAAUAGUCUAAAGAUUAAUCACGUGCAACUAUGCAAAUAUUGCUUAAUAUUCAACCACUCUAAAAUUUUUUGUUUACAAUUUCAAAAUUGAUUAUGCUAUUUAUUUGAUAUCUACCAAAUGGUUGAUACUUCUAUCUAAAAACAUGUUUCUUAUCAACCCAUGUUCAUUUUAUUUUACUUGAAAUACUUAAUAUCAAAUAAUUGAGCGUUCCUUUGUUUCGUCAUAUUUGACUAGUUUUUCAAUAAAUAAAUUAUAAUGUUCUAAAAUCUUUUGAGUCAUUUACUCGCACUGUUAUAAAUCCCAUCAAAUGUAGAAAUGUAGUUUUAAAUUAUUUAAAUCAUCAUAUUUUAUUUAAAUUUUGUUAUUAUUAUUAUUUUUUUGGAUGAAUGUGGCU